This is a messenger RNA of Drosophila bipectinata, 2498 nucleotides long. RefSeq names its product krimper (gene krimp). Gene Ontology annotation, cellular component: P granule. NCBI's taxonomy places the organism in Eukaryota, Metazoa, Arthropoda, Insecta, Diptera, Drosophilidae. Gene Ontology annotation, molecular function: metal ion binding. Gene Ontology annotation, biological process: P granule organization; piRNA processing; spermatogenesis. The record is from RefSeq and is a predicted model, not a curated record.
UAUAAAUAGUAAUUUUGCUUAACCAUACAAGUUAAUAUUAAAAAUACGUACGUACGCGAAAAUAUAUUAAAUGUGGAAUCGAAGCUGCCAUAUUUUGUACUUCCCGGGAAGCUCUUUAAAUUAUCAUUUUUCGACGACAAAAACCGUAUAAUUAAAAAAAAACAUGGAUUUGGAUGGCAUUCUGUCUUUAAAGUCGCUGUGCGACAAGAAUAUCAAUAAGCUGCUGGACAACCUAGUCUCCUACCAACGCGAGGUGGAACAAGUGCGGAAAUUUUUAAUGGAGCGUUGGGAAAAUGUGGAGCGAGUGGACGGACGACUUGUCGCUUUGCACGACCGCCUUUUGACCAGUCUCAGCGACGUGAAUGCCCACGCCGUAAAACUAAAUCUGCAAAUAAAGCUAAAUCGUCCUGGGAUGCUAAAGGAUGAAGAAAAUCAGCAGAUUCUGUCAUCAAAAGAAGAGGCGUCGAAGCAUACACGAAACAGAAGUGCCAUUGAGGACGCUACAUCCGUUAGCAAACCCCAUGAGCCGACCUUGGCUGUGGACCGGUCAAAGAAUAAUUCGGACUUAAUAGAUUUCACCUCAAGCCCUCAAAAGAACUCCGACAACCUGGUUGUCUCCAUGCGUUCCAGCUGGGUGAUAGGGCCACCAGAGACCUUGCAGUCGCCGAUCAAAGUUGACCCAAAACCGGCAUCUUCUGCAAAAAUUCCCCAGCUUCCUAUUAAGCAACGUGAAAGAAGCCUUCUGCCUCCCAAAGGCGGUUCUCAAAGAACAAGCAACGAAAUAUACGAGCAAAUCAUUAAGAACAUGCUUGAUUUCCCACAAAAGACGACUGUAACGGCCACAGUCAUGAAUCGGAAUAUUGCAGACGAUUGCUUCUUUGUGGCUAAAUGGGGUCCCGAAUCCAAGCCGAUUCAGAAACUGCUGGAGGGUCAGGUGCCGCUCGAGGAGGUUGAUCAACUGCCUGAUUACGGGGACAUUUUUGCCGUCUAUGACUGCACUAGUAGUUGCAUUCCGCGUGUCGCCAUCAAUGCAGCAGCCGAGGAUGGUACCUACGAGGCUUACCUAGUUGAUUAUGGCGAGCACAUCCGACUUAUGGGUAAUGAGACCAUCUUCCUGCUGCCGGACAACAUAAAGAAACUGCCGGCUGAAGCAGUCAAGUGUCAUUUGACAAACGGCGAUGUAGACUCGAUGUCCAAGUUCGUAUACCAGGAUAUUGAAAUGAAAAUACUUGAUAACAACGGUAUAGAUUUAGUGGUGGAAUUAUUGUACCAAGAUCCCAAACAAUUGGGACAACAAAAGUCUACCAAUGAAUUAGAUUCUGUACACGAUUCCGCAAAGGAUUCAAAUAAUAAUUUAACAUCAAAAGAUGCCACAAGUGACGGUGAUAAAGAUGAUGAUUCUACAAAAGAAUUUUCGAAAAAUUGCACAAAAAAUUCCUCGGAUGUUUCUACAAACGGUUCUACAGAACGUUCUUCUAGCGGAGCAUUUACGGAGGACUUCACCAAAGGCUCCUCGCAAAGUUUUGAUAAGGAGUCAGGAAUGGAGUAUACUUCAACACCACAAGCGCCACGGACAUCUGUUAAAGUGACCGAGGAGCAAAUGGCUAUACUGAAUGAAAUUGAAGAAGGCACCAGCGAUCCCUUGAAGGCUCUUCUAGGAUUCCACCCCACAGAUGAGCAGCGUAUUUGCAGACAUUACGAUCCUGCGCUGAAUGGUUGCUUUAAAGGCAACACCUGUCGUUUGGUGCAUGAACCAUUCGCUCCACACGGUGCCACCAAGGAUGUGCAGGAGGCUGGUGCCCUGCCGGAAACUGAGUUUGAUGCGCCCAUUGCCCGGCAGAUGGGUAGCACGGCGCGCAUGCUGGUAACCUACAUCAAUGGCCCCACCGAGGUCUACGCACAAUUUAUGGACGGAAACACACCUUUGGUGUGGGACAAGAAUGACAUUCCGCAAGAGAAACGUACCCUCAAGAGUAAGCCGUACCCCUUGGACAUUGUGCUGGCUUUGUACUCUGACGGCUGCUACUAUCGCGCCCAGAUUGUUGACGAAAUGGAUGACGAGUACAAAAUAUUCUAUGUGGAUUACGGAAACACAGAGUUUGUUCCAUUGCACACCUUGGCUCCUUGUCCAGAUGCCGAGAGACUUAAACCUCAUCGUGCUAAUAGUUGUCACAUUGAGGGCGUUGUUCGCUCGCCGAACCAUCGAAAGGGCUCCGAGUGCGUUGAGUUCAUGAAGAGCAAAUUGUUGAACAUGGAGGUGGAUGUUAAGCUGAUUGCUCGGCUGCCCGAUGGGUUCCUAGUUCGUUUGUUAAAUGAUUAUUCCGAUGUGCCGCACCUGCUCAUCAAGAGGGGAUAUGCUCAUCCAGAAGAAGGACCAACUCGUACCUCUUUCGAGCAGAACUUUCUUGACGACAACUUCUAAUCCAAAACAAAGUGUUUGUAGCGUUAUUUAUUAGAUUUAAAAAGAAAAUUUAUUCUUAGUUACAAUAUUAGAACUA